Dendronephthya gigantea is the source of this 3747-nucleotide messenger RNA. Its product is annotated as centrobin-like. The transcript has 27 exons. Gene Ontology annotation, cellular component: centriole; centrosome. The coding region runs from base 49 to 2979 and encodes 976 amino acids. The record is from RefSeq and is a predicted model, not a curated record. NCBI's taxonomy places the organism in Eukaryota, Metazoa, Cnidaria, Anthozoa, Malacalcyonacea, Nephtheidae. Gene Ontology annotation, biological process: mitotic cytokinetic process; centrosome separation; centriole replication.
AUGAUACCCACUGUUAACUAACGCUUUUACCAAGCUGUUUCUACCACCAUGGAGGAAAUUUCAAAAUCUGCUAAGGCGGGGAGUCCUAUCUCACCUGUCACCACCCCGGGCAAUGAGAAGGACUUUGGGCGCAGUAAAAACGAUUCCCUUACAAGUGUUGACAUUCAGGAAAUGGAAAGAGUUCGUUUGUCCUUACAGAGCAUGCUUAAAUCUUCUGAACAUUUUCUUCAAGCUGACAAAACAUCACCAAAGUCAACCCAUACUCCUCCUGAUAAAAUGCGUUUCUCUUCCCGUGACGAAGACAUGUUCCCCACCAUUACCACAGCCAAUCUCAUGAGCAACUAUCUCAACACAGAUACAAAAGAGGUUAGAGUAUCUGGUGAUUCCACAAAGUUCAGUGAAGAUGCAGACGCUGCAAAAAGAUCAAACAAAAACUAUGAUAAAUCUCUGUUGCUUGAGAACACGCUUCUUAACGAAACCCUCCAAAAAGAACGGUCCAAGAGGAAGCAUUGUGAAAAGCAAAUUAAAGUUCUCCAAUCCAAGCUUCUAGAAACCCAACAAGAGCUUGCUGUUGCUGUCUCUGCCGAUAGGAAGAAAGAUGUAAUGAUAAACCAGCUUGAUAAAACACUUGCACACGUGGUUGAAGACUGGAAAAAACACGAGGAAGAAAAAUUCGAUACGAUCAGCAAACUUGAAGUACAACACGACAAUGACGCAAAAUUUCAGCAAAGGCAGCAGGAGAUAUUAGCCCAAUUUGAAAAAGAUUUAUCUUUGGCCGCCGAAGCUUUAUCUCAGGAGCAAGAAAGAGCCGCAAAUGUCGAGAGGGAAAAAGACGCUCGGAUUACUGCUUCACUUCAGGAAAGAGACGAAAUUCUCCACCUUUUAGAGGAAGAGAAAGCCAAGAAUGCAAAUCUAGACAGGGAUUUUGAAUGUCUAGAGGAAGAUGUCCAAAAAGCUCAAGAAUCACAAAAGUUGAUUGAACAGGAAAGACGCAAUUGGCAAGAGGAGAAGUCCCAGUUGGAAUCUCAAAUUGAGCUCAUAACAAAAGCUCACACUGAAGACUUGGAACACGAAAGGACACUCGUUGAGCAAGAAAAGCAAGUUGCCGAGGAUAGUCAGCGUGUACUCAGUGCAGUGCAAAAAGAGGUUCAACAACUAACCGCCCAACUGGACACUUGUUUUCGAGAAAAGGAAAACCUAAAAACCGAGAUAACGCUGCUCACGGCGAAGUUCGAAGCACAACGCACAAGGCAAGAUAGCGAACAUCGAGCAGAGCUGGAAAGACAAACGAGUAAGAGUUUACGAGAUGCCCAGAGCCAGCUGAGCAAAAGUGAAAAUGAAAUAAAAAUUGGUCACAAGAAACAGAUUGACGAGUUAACAAAGAAGUACAAACGUGAUUUGGAAGAACAACUAAACAACUUUCACCGGCAACUGAAAGAGAGCGACAAAAAGUUGCAAGAAACUAACGAAGAAUACGAAGAAAGAUUAGCAAAAUCACACAAAGAUCUGAUGUCUGUGUCAACCGAAAGAGAGACGUUAAGGAAUGAAAAACAUAAGUUGAUCACUCGACUUCAAAAGAUGAUGCAAUCCCACUGUGCGGAAGCAAUGUCUCUGCUGACUGCCACAACGGAAAACUCGACAGUAGGGAUAGUAGGAGCUUUUAAUGAACAUGACUCGACGUGGAUGUUACGACAGACACCAACACUGGUUACAAGUGCCGCGAACAUUGGACCCCUCCGAGAAUCGACUCGUACUUUUCCAUCAUAUGUAACUCCCGACUCACAUGGCCAUGCGAUUCGAUCUUCACUCGUCAGUAACAGAGGUCAACAACAGCAACAACCAAUGCAACAUCCGCCACAUGCAGCCCACGUCGCAAAGAUGGAAAGCGACGAAUCGGUGCACAACUGGGUUAGGCUUCCCACGAUGCCGGCAGAUACAACCACUCACAUCUCGUACCCAAAUACAUCAUACAUCAGCCAUGAACCAAUUGUGAAUGAUGUGAACCGUACGCUACAAGAGAGCGACAUUCAUACACGUCAACGAAAUAAGCACGCUGAACGCUACCAAUCUCAUGACCCUGAUAUCGAGGAAGAGGAGAUUAGUCCAACAACAACAAACGAAAGCCUAUUGGAACAAUCGCCUGAUGAUUUAGAAUCUACUAAACCACAAUCGACCGUGAACCUUAGUGCUGAUGUUUUGAAAAUGCUACAACAACAACAAUCCAGGCAAACUGAACUUAACCACUACGUUCGUCAGCUUUUGAAACAAUCUCCCAGCAACACCAGUAAUGAGGAAUUCACUGAUAUUGCUGCUGUCACAUCGGAUGAUGGAAAUGAGAACAGUAAACCUGAUGGAUUACCAGCUGGGAAACAAGAUAUGCUAUCUAGUGAAUCUACAUAUUCAGACCUUGGUGAUAUGAAACAAAUGGCAUUUACUAAAUCUGCUGCGACGCCUGGUAAACGUUUCAGUAAAAUUCCUAUCGCCCAAACACCGCCAAAUAAAGACAGACCACCUGGGAAAUCUCCGGGGAAAUCAACCCUCACCCCUGAACAAGUAGGACAGUUAACUCGAUUGCUUCAAAUGUACCAAAAAGACAACAUGGACAGUGAGUUACCCUCUCCUCAAAAGAUGUUUCAAUACUUGAGAGAGGUUCAGAUCAGGGGUGAUGUUGAAAGAAUAGAGGCAUCGAAGACGAAGGACCAUGGCAAGCCAAUCAACAAAGAAAGUUUUCUCGAAGAGGCAAUAAACAUCGCGGAACCCGGGAGGAAACAGAGCAAAGCUAAAAGAAAGCUGGAAGUUAAUACCCAACAAGGAAAAAUAAUGGACGUUCCUAUCCAAAGAUAUGAACCAACAAACGACGGCAGUGUUUCCAGGAUCAACUUUCCUCAAGACGAAACAAGACGACCAGUUGGCCAUCUCGGUUGUCAUAUGCCUUGUUAUUCUUCGUCUGUUUUGUUUCAUUGUUUUCGCUAUUUUUGACAUGACAUGUUUUGCGUACGAGAGAACGCCAAUCACAAAUUGCACACGGAACAUGUUCGUGUCCAAGCCCUUGUCGUUUGUCUAUUCGUGGCUUGCAAUAUCAAUUCUAACAUCCACUGCAAUGCUUGUUGGUAUGAAUCUCAACUUCCUGAAGUGACCUAUUACGGUUUUAAACCUUCGUUCAAGAAAUUACUCAAAAACCAAUCAUUUUGGUCAUUCAACUUCAUCAUGCUCAUUGUACUGAGCCACUAUGUUGUUCGUACUAAUUUUGAAGCAUCAAAGAAGGCUUUUCCACUUAUUCUGAUAGGUUUGAAAGUCCUAAAUUUAACCAUGGUGUACACACUGAACUACGUUCACCCGAUAGGAUUUCCGGAAAGGCUAUUUCAUGCCAAACAUACUGUGCCAUUUCUUGUGUACUGGUCGUAUCUUGUGUUACAUUUUUUGGAGAACCUUUAUUUAUUCAUCAGUAAUUCCUUGGAUAUCAUGGAAAAUAUCUACCCGCUUGGUACAUCGGACACAGAUCGAUUGGUCUUCGUCAUGUUAUACCUGGUUCUCGGUGCAAAUGUUACCUUUCAUCUUCGCUGUGUUGCGUUUUUCUGGACAAAGUUUUUUAACGGUGACAGAGAUCUCUUCUCUGAUAUCUCGACACUAGACGAUAUUCCCACAAAUGACUGACCCGGAAAGAUCGCCACUAAUUUUCCACCCUCAGUACUCUUCUUGGUACUCUUCCAGUUUUUUCAACUAUUAUUAAAAUUUGUCAACACGAUA